Molecule: messenger RNA, 6740 nt
Organism: Caenorhabditis angaria
Lineage: Eukaryota; Metazoa; Nematoda; Chromadorea; Rhabditida; Rhabditidae
Source: the annotation of a GenBank genome assembly
AUGUUGGAGCAAUGUAAGAAUAAGAUCAAAACUUUGCAAGAAAAACAACAAAAUGCAAAUGAGAAUUUGAUAAAUGUUGAUAAAGAGGAUGAUCCAAGAAUAAAAGAAUUGCAUGAGAAAAUUGCAAAAAUCGAGGAUGGUUGGACAAAAAGAAUGAAUGAUGUAAGUUACUAUAUUAAUUUGAAAAAAAAUGAACAAUUUAUGACUUAUGGAGAACUCAAAUUUAAAUUUUUCUCUGACGCAAGUCUGAAGUUAAUCUUAAAUUGAGUUGUAUAUUUUUAUUGACAAGAAUUUCCACGGAGAAGUUUGGAACUUCCUGGUCCCCCUUUCGAAAUCCCACAUUUUCUCAAAUAUUAAAAAUAAUGUUUCAGAGUGAUCAACAACAUGUUAUAACUUUGGCUACAACAAAAGCUGAAAUGCACGCUGCUCUCGAAUCUAAAGAUUCUGAAAUUGAACAAUGGAGAAGAAAAUGUGGAAUUCUAGAACAACAAGAUUCAGAUGCGAAUCAAAGAUGGAGUGAAAAAGUUGACAAAUUGCAAGAAAUGAAUAAAGCAUUGGAAAGUGAGAAAAAUGAAAUGAUUCAAAAAUUGUCAGAAGCCAAGCAACAAGGAGUUAAAGUGAGAGUUUUCGGAAUAUAUUUAAUUAGUAUUUAAAAUUUUCAGGCAAUUCUUGAGGAAGAAGAACGAAAGAGAAAUGAAUUGGAAACGAGUUUGAAUGAAAAAGAGAAUCAAUUGAUUGAGGAAAUGGAAAAAUUGAAGGAGGAAAAUGAGCAAAUGAAUUUGGAAUUACAUAAAUAUGUGGGUUUUUUGAAAAAGAUUCAGGGAGAAAACAUACUUGAGAAUAUUUUUGCAACUUUUUUCUAAAAAAAAUUUUGUGGCAAGAUAAUAGAGACAAAAUGUACUUCAAUCAAAAUUUUGAUCAGAAAUGUUUUAGACCAUUUUUUCAGCUAUGGUCGCGGUUUUCAAAAGUUUUGCUCUAGAUUUUGAUCGUUGGAGCCGCGCCUUGAGAGCUUUAAUCAAACUUUUGAAAAUCCGAAAAUUCCCGGCCACAGUUCCAGCUUUUGAAUUAAAACUCAAACUCCAUAAUUUUCAGAAAGUUCAACUCGAAGCUUCAACAAAUUUCGAUGAAAAACAAGAAGAUAUUGAAUUGGUUUGUAUCUUUUCCCCUCUACAACCUUAUCAUUUUCCAAAUUUUUCAGAUAAGAAAUGAGCUUCAAAGAAAGUUGACAGAAUCAGUGGCAACUUUUGAAUUAUAUCAAAUAGAAGCUGAAAAAUCAUUGCAAAUUGUCAAAGAUCAGUGAGUUUGUUUCUGUUGAUUUCAAAGUUUCUUUUGGGGGUAUUUAUAAUUAUGCACAAAUCGAAAUCUUGCAUGCAUACUAUCCAAACAAAUCCCUCAUGCUUUUUUUUUAAAUAUUGUAUUUUCUAUACUUCUAUUUCAAUCAAAUAUCAUUUUUUUGCUCUAUUUGUAUCUUUUUAUUAUUUCAUGCUGUUUUUUAUGUGGAAAUUGUGUUCAGAUUGCAACAAACACGUGUCGAAAGUGAUUUGUGGCGCGAAAAAUAUGAAGAAAAAUCAGUGGGAAUGGAUGAGAUUUCGAAUUUCGAGUUUGAAAAUUCGGAAGAUGGCGCCAAAAUUCGAGAAGAAUUGAGCAGAUUGGCAGAAGAAGCUAGAUCUGUGUAUGUUUUGCAAAUUUUGAACAAACAAUUUUGUAAAAUAUUUUCAAAAUGCACAAGCGUGUAACCCAACUAACAAAAACAUAACCUAAAUUGAUUUCAUUUAAAAUUUUGUGAUUCUUUUCCAUUGCUUACUGUCGCUUUUUUUGUAGUGAUGUUUGUUUUCUUAUUAAAAUGCCCUAUUGUUGGAGCCAAAACUAACAAAUUUAGAAAAUAUCGCUUCAAAGCCCAAAAAUCUCCAAUUUUUGUUUCAAAAUAUUCAAAUGUUCCCUGAAUAUUACUAUUCCUAAAUUUAAAAUAAUUGAAAACAUAAUUGAUUUUUGUGUGCUUCCAACUCUUUUCUUCUCUUUUUGCUUCUUCUCCAAUUACAUUUCCUUUUUUCGAAAUCCAAACGGAUUAUAAUUAGAUUUUGAGACUAACAACAAAAAUGUGAAAAAUGAGAUGCUGUUUUCAUUCUCUCCGGUUUCUAAAACGAGUACAAAUAUUCUGCCAAAAUUCAAAAUACAUUUUUUCAAUUGAAUAUAUUAGCUCAAUUUUUUAUUCCAGUUGUUUUUCCUUCACUUUUUUUGUGUCCAUCACAUGUUUAUUUUCUCCAGAAGAGAAUUCUGAUGAAAAAAAGAAGAGAAGAGCUUACGGAAUGUCUUUUUCUUUCCUUUUUCGUCUUUUUUUCUCUUUUCUAUUUUUUUCGUAUUUUUCUGAAAGCUUAAAGUUGCAUGUUGUAUGUUUUUUGCACCUAAAAAUCACCUUAAACAAUUUUAUAAUGAAAAAAAAAUCAAAUUUCAUAUACUCUAAUCUCUAAUCUCAGCAUAUAAAUUAAUUUCAGACUUGAAAUUGAAAAAUCGAAAUGUGAAGAAUUGCUGAAAGAAAAAGAAGAAAUGUUGCGAGAAAAAACGGAAAUUCUGGAGAAAUGUGAGAAAAUGCGGGAAGAAUUAGAAGAUGUGAAGAAAUUGAGAGAUGAAAUUGAAAGCAAAUGUGAAAAAAUGACUGAAAAUGCAGAGAAAUUGAAGGAAAAAUUAGAGGAAGAAAGAAAGGUGUUUGAAAAUGAGAAACUGGAAGUUCAGAAUAGUAUUGAUGAAAAGGUUUGUGAUUAAAAAAAGGGUUUCUAUAAUUUAAAAAAAUUCUAUGAUUCAAACUCGGUCUCUGUCUCUCAAAUAUACUAAAUCGUCAGUAGCUUGAUGAAUUUUAGAUGAAAAAAGUUUUGCCCCCAGUUUAGUGCUGUAAUUUUAAUAUUUUAAGACUUCACAAUUUUAAGACGGUCACAUCACGGCCAGAAUCGUGGUUUCUAGAAGUCAGAAUUGUUCGCUAGAUUUUUACAGUACAAAAAAUCCGUAUUUAUGUAGAAUGUUUCUUUUAUUUGGGAACCACAACUCUGGCAGAAAUUAUUGUUUUCUUCAAUUUUUCACAUAUUUUAUUUUUCAGAAUCGAAAUGCGUCUCAAAGUGAAAUUUCGCUUCAAUCGAAAAUAUCUGAACUUGAGCUACAAUUGGAGAAUUUGACAAAAGCAAGAGAUGAAACUGAAAAAUCGCUAAUCGAGGAAAUAUCUGUUUUAACGAAGAAAUUGGACACAAAUGAGAAGGUAAUUAAUCAUGAAAAUAAUCACAAAAUUAUACUAUGAUUCAAUUUUUAGGUUGAAAGUUUGAUUGAAAUUGAAUCGAGUGAAAUUGGUGAAUUGAAAGAGCAAAUCGAGAAAUUGAACAAAAUCAGGGAAGAAAAUGAAAUUAAGGUAUUUUUCAAAAUAUAUUUUUAUAUGUGCUAAAUACGAGAUAUUUUUUUAGAUUCGAGAAUUUGAAUCAAAAGUUGAAAGUGAAGAAACCGAGAAAUUGUUGAUUUUGAAAGAAUCAGAAAGUUCGAAUAAAUCUGAUGAAAAUAUUGAGAAAUUGAAUGCAACACUUCAAGAAAAAGAAUCUGAAAUUGAGAGAAUUAGAGAAAAACUGUUGGAGAUUGAGAAAUCUAGAAAUGAAGAAAUCGAUAAUCUCAAAUCAGAACUAUCAGAAAUACGAUUAUCUCGAGAAUCUGAAAAUCAACAACAUAAUGAAGAUUUGGAAGAAAAGAAGAAGGAAAUUGCUCAACUUAGACAAGAAAUUGAUACAAAAGAAUUGGAAAUUCAAAAAAUGAAUUCGUCGGAAAAUGAAGAUGUUCAAAAAUUGCAAGAAAGAAUAAAUGAAUUGAAAAUUGUUGUAAAAACAUUGAAAGAUGAAUUAGAAUCGAAACAAUCGAAUGAAAGUGAAAAAGUUGAACAACUUCAAACCAAAGUAUCAAAUCUUGAAUCGGAAAUUGGAGAAUUAAAGGAAAAUAUUAGAAAGAAGGAAGAAUCACAAAGCGAAGAAAUUCAACAUAUCAAGGAUCAAGAUAAGGAAGUAAUUCGAAAACUUCAGGAAAUCAAUACAAAUUUAUUGUCGGAAAUUCAAAAAGUUCAGGAAGAUUUGAAGAAAUCGCAAGAAAAUGAAAAUGAGAAUAAGAGUUCUCUUGAAUCCGAAAAUACAAAACUUCAAGGAAUUAUUGUAGAAAAAGAUCAAGAAAUUAAUGAAUUACAUCAACAAGUUAGCGAAACUAAACAACAAUUUGAUGAUAUUCAAACAAAAUUAUCUGAUUCGAAUACUUCACAAAAUUCUGAAAAUGAACAACUUCGACGAGAAAUUGAAUUGAAGGAUUCUGAAAUUCUGAAACUAUCCGAAUCACUUCAGAAUUUGAGUUUGAGUGAGAAAGAUGAAAUUGGAAAACUGAAUGAGGAAAUCGAAAGUUUGAAAAAGAAUAUUCAAAAUAUUUCUGAGGAAAAAUUGUCAUUGGAAAAAGAAAUUCAACAGAAGGCAGAAGAAAAUACUCAACUUGCAAUUGAAAUUCAAAAAAUUACUGAAACUUUAUCAGCAAAAGAAUCUGAAGUUCAAACUCUCAAAUCAACUGGAAAUGAAGAACAUCAAAAACUCCAACAGAAAAUCGCUGAAAAUAUCAUUUCUAUGGAAUCCGAACGACAAAAAUAUCACAAUGCACAAUCUGAAAUUCAAAAGCUGAAAGAUGAAAUAACGAAAUUAGAAGAAAAUGUGAGAUUUUUUUGAAAUUUGUUUAUUUUGCUUGAAUUUCUCGCCUAACAGUUUUUUUUUAAAAUCUAACAUAACAUGUCAAAUCUUGUAGAUUCUUGGCGAACAAAAUAUCAACGAAAAAAUGCGCAUCGAAUUUAUUGCAAAGGUAAUAUUGACUGUGCAUGCAUAGCUUUGUAAUAUCAGAUUUUUCAAAAUUUGCCACGUCAUAACUUAUGUUAGGUGUUGAGUUCUGCAAUUUAGAUAGUGGAAACGUGAUCAACGGGUUGAAAAGUACUAGAAAACAUAUUCCGUGUGCAAAAUUGAAAUUUAGCCACGUCAUAGCAUUUGUGUUUUUUCUUUUUUCUACAAUUACAGUUAACUUUGAAUCCGCGACUUUUUAAACCCCUUCCCAUUUUUUAUAUUUGAAUAAUUUCCUGCUAAUUUUAAUCCUCAUAUUUUCAAUUUUUCAGGAAAAAAUCAUCAGUGAACUGCGAAACGAAAUUUCAUCGACCAACUCAAAACUCUUGAAUCUCGAAUCAAAUGGAUCUCAAGAAAUAUCAAAUCUGCAAUCAACAAUUGAAAAGCUGAAAUCGAAUAUAGAAGAAAUUGAAGGAAAAGAGAAAAGAGCACAGACAGACAGAGAUAAUGAAAAACAGGAAGAUUUGAGAUUGAGGUUAUUUAAAAUGUUAUUUUUUCAAAACAAAGGUAUUUUUUCAGAGAAACAUUUGCAAAUGAAUUGGAUAAUAUGAGAAAAAGUUUGGAAGAAAAAGAAAAUGCAUACACUGAAUUGAAAUCAAAGGCUGAGAAGAAGUUACAGAAAAUAAAAGGACAGUUUGAUCAACAAAAUUCGGAAAUUCGAAGCGAAUUGGAAGAUGUUAGACAUAAAUUAGAAUUGGAAACAAUGGAGAAAGAAGAGAUACAAAAGAAAUUGGAGGAAGAUUUGGAAAGUUUGAGGAAGUCAGAAGAAUUGAAGGAUAAAUUACAAUUAGAAGUGGACAAUUUGGAAGCUGAAGUGAAAAAGUUGAAGAUAGCAAAUGAGAAUAAAAAUGCGAAACAGGAUACAGAUUCGAGGAAAGUUGUGCGAGAAUUGCAGAAAGAAGUGAAGAAUUUGUAUGUUGAAUUAAAUGAAAAACAUGCACAAUUUGAUGAAGUUAAUGAGGAAUUGAAAAAAUUGAAAAAUGAACAAACACAGGUGAAUGGGAAAAGUGAAAAUGUUGAAGAAGAUGAUCGAAGAAGCGAAUUUUCGGUUGGUUUUUUCUCUUAUAAUGGGAAAUAUGAACAAUUUCAUUUUUUGCAGUACAAAGAAGAGAUCGCAUCUCUGAAAUCGAAAUUAGAUGCUUCGCUAAAUGAAGCAGAUGAAUUGAGAAUUCAAAUGAGUCGAAAAAGAAGAUGUGAUGAAAAAACAAACUGUUUCAAAUGUGUCGAAUGCGAAAAAAUCAACAAAAAAUGUCGAAUCUCAUGGUGGAAUUGCUGAUCCAGCUGAAGCUGAAUAUCUUCGAAAUGUUCUUUAUCGAUAUAUGACAAAUCGAGAAUCAUUGGGGAAAGAAUCUGUGGUAAGUUAGAGAUGUAUCUUUUUGAUGAUCAAAGAAAAUAUUUAAAAAAUCUGAUUUUUAAAAGUUUCUACAAAUUAAUAAUUAAUUCUGAUUUUUUUUAAAUUAGGGGAAAUUAUUUCUUCAAUAAAAAAUUUUAGUCCAAAAAAUAUUCUCAAAAUUAUUUUCUAAUUUUUUAAGGUUCAAAUUUAAACUUUUUUUUAAUGCUUCAAAAAUAAAAUACGGGUUUUCUGUUCAUAUGACGAUUAUAUUUUUGAAAUUACUAAGUUACCAUAACUAUAAUACGCUUUCGAUAUUUUCAAAAUUAAAAAAUCUUUUUAAAUUCAGCCUGAAUAAAACACAUAUCAAAUCCGCUUAUUUUUUCCAGACACUGGCACGUGUAAUUGGAACUGUUGCACGAUUCGAUGAUCAACAAAUGAGUCAAGUAAUAACAAGCGAAGAAGCUCGACAAGCAACUUGGGCAGCAGCUGUUAGUGGAACUGUUAGUCAUGCAUUGGCACGAUGA